Molecule: messenger RNA, 781 nt
Organism: Ooceraea biroi (clonal raider ant)
Lineage: Eukaryota; Metazoa; Arthropoda; Insecta; Hymenoptera; Formicidae
Source: RefSeq, a predicted model, not a curated record
UGCCCUGAUCCCACGUAUAUUAAUAAAUUUCACAUGCUAUUAAAGAUAACCUCAAAUAUGAUGAUUUGUUAGUGAUUUAAUGUAUAAUUUUAAAUAGUAUUACAAGGUAGAAUAAAAAUUACGUUGUUGUGUAAACUUGAAGUAUCGUGACAUUAAAGAAAUGUCGAAUUCGCUCGUUCAUAAAAGCUUGGAAUUGGUUUGGGAUACGGAGCUGCAUCGUACGCGGAAAAACGGACAGAAUACUGCUCACGCUUCGCACAAAAAUUCAGUAUCUACGGUGACAGAUCAGAAGAAAUGUCUGUGUAGAGAACAAAAGCGGAAGAAGAAAUGUAAAAAUAUCAAAUACAAAGGAGUUUUGGAUUUAAUUCCUGCUAAACACAGGAUCAAUUCCGCAAGCGAUAAUAUAGAUAUUUCUACCAUUCUGAGCAAAUCCAGCAAAACCGUUUAUGAAACUCAGAAACACAUAGCUGCUCAGCAGGAUCCUACUGACGAUAACAUAAAAAGGCUUCUCUCACUCAGUAGUUAUUCACUAAAGCCUGAAACUGCGAGUAAUUUGCUGCAACGAGCUGUAAGAGAAAGGUAUAAGAAGAAAGAGAAAAAGAAAGAACCAGAAGAAACGAUCUUUACUGAAGAAGAUUUCAAAAAGUUUGAACAGGAGUACCAAGAGUAACAUUGAAUUAUACAAGUAGUGCAAUGUACAGAUCUUCAAACGUAAACUAGAAGCAGUUAACUAUGUUUGACAACGAUCGGCAAAGAGGAAAAGCGAUAUUGAUAUUGACGC